Molecule: messenger RNA, 3890 nt
Organism: Myripristis murdjan (pinecone soldierfish)
Lineage: Eukaryota; Metazoa; Chordata; Actinopteri; Holocentriformes; Holocentridae
Gene: prox3
Product: prospero homeobox 3
Exons: 6
Coding region: 338-2722 (794 amino acids)
Biological process (GO): regulation of transcription by RNA polymerase II
Cellular component (GO): nucleus
Molecular function (GO): DNA-binding transcription factor activity, RNA polymerase II-specific; RNA polymerase II cis-regulatory region sequence-specific DNA binding
Source: RefSeq, a predicted model, not a curated record
ACAGCGCGUGAGGAUGAUGCCAACCAGGGAAACAGAGAGAGGGGGAAAACACAACUAGAGUGAAGAGGAGGCGGGCUGCGGAGAGCGACUGAUACACGGAGUGGCGGAGAGGGAGAACAGAGCGGAACGGAACGGAGGAAAGAGAGGGACAAGAAGGGAGACACACAGAGGGGAAAGCAGGAGCCCGCCGCCGGCUGGUCCUCCUCUGUCCGCACCGAUGUCCGAGGCCCGUCCGGUGCCAGCUGAAAGCAGACGACCGAGGCGGAGCGGACACAAACGGACACUGGAGCCCAGAGCCUCGGUGAAAGGACAUCGCCGGAGCUCCUCUCUGUGAUUAAUGAUGGAUUCCCCCACAGAUCUUUUCGAUGACGCGGCCUCCCAGCUACAUGCAUUCACUCCCUCUCUCUGCACCUCUGAACUCCCUGGAGUUCCUCCCCAGUCCAAUGGAGGCCGCCCCCCUGCCACCUUCAGGCCCCCUGGGUACCCCCUCAUCCACCACCUCCUCCAGCCAGGAGGAGCCCCCAGGAGGAUCGGAGGCCAGCUGAACGCACACAAUACAAACCUGGGCGCACAAAGACAUUUGGAAAGCAGAAUCAUGGAGGAGGUGGAAGAGAGGGAUGGACAAGUGGACCAGGGGAUGGAGGGAGGAGAGGAAGGCGUGAUGGAAGGCGAGGAGGGGCUGCUGGGGGUUAAGAAGAGACACAGCAAUGUUGCGCUCAUGGCAGAGUGGAGUCGCGACGUCCUGAGAGUAAAGAGGAUGAAACUGGAGAGUAUGGUUGUACGGAGGGACGUAGAGACAGCGGAGGGAGACAGGAGGAGGGAGAGAGGGAGGGAGGGGAGGAGGAGAGAGAGGGAGGAGCUCAAGGAGCAGCUUGAGGAGGCGAGGGAGAGACUGCAAGCCCUACAGGAGAAAGUGUGGAGGGCUUUUGGGGAAAAGCACAUGACAGAGGAGGAGAAGAAAAGGAGGGGGAGAAAUGAAAACAGGAGAGCAGCAGACAGAGGAGUGGGAGACAUGGGGUUGAUGGAAGAGGAGGACGUCGUAGAGGGGAUAUUUGAUGAAGAGGAGCUCGACGGUGGAGAGAUGGAGAAGGAGUCUCUCUCACUGCUUCCCAAUUCUCCUUUCAGCAAUUUCGGAAACCACAAGCGGAGAGAAGAAAGGCAGAAAGAACAAGAGGGGAGGCUGGAGAGAGGGAAAGGAGGAGGGCUGCACAUAGAGGGGCUGAUGGAAGGGGCCGGGGUGUGGAUGGGUUGUGGCGGGCUGGUGAGAGGAGAGUGGGAUGGGGGGAUGGAAGGAGGGGACGAGGAGGCGGAGGAGGGAGGGCAGAAGUUUGCCCAGGCACUGAAGCUGGAGCUGGGCAGCGCCGUGGCCCGAGUCAUUGACCGAGUCCUCCGCUUUUACACCGAAACGACGGACUUCACUCCCCCGUCUCCUCCCCCCUCCAUCUCCUUCCUCCCGUCCGACACAGGAAACGAUGGAGGGCGGGAAAGGGGUGUAUGGAUGGGGAUGCUAAUGGCAGAGAGAGAGGAGGAUAAAAAGACAAGAGAUAAGGACGAGCGGAUGGGAGGGCAGGACGGAGAGAGAGAGAACCAGCUGCAAAAGACGAGCAACGGGAGCAUGUUGCCUGCCGGCCAUCGCAGGGAGCACCCGGCCGACCUGGCAGCGGCGUUGGCUCUUCGAAGGUCACAUGACAAACGGAAGGCCAAUCCACUCCUCGGCCCGCCUCUCCCCGCUCACCUCCCGCACUCUCACCCCAACCUCCCGCUUCACCACCCUUCCCUAUCCCGUCCCCCUCCUCCUCACCCCUCCCUCCUGCCUCCUCCCUCACAGCCCAAAGACCCUGCCUCCUUCCACCCCUCUUCGUCCUCCUCCUCCUCCUCCUCCUUCCCUCCUCCUCCCCCUCCUCCACCACCGCCCCUCCCUCUCCCCCUCCUCCACUACUCCAUGCAGCAGCUCUUCUCUCGCUCGCUCCACCACCCCCAGCUCCCCCACCUGCCCCCGUCCCACAAGGACUACUUAAACGCCGACCCGUUCCUGGAGUUCCCGCCUCACCCGUCUUCUCACCCCUCCUUUCCCCCGCUCCCCCUGCUCGGCCACCUGGACCCCUCCCUCGCCCACCAUGCCCACAGUGACAGAGAGAGGGAGAGAGGGAUGAGGGGGGACAGCGGGAUUAGAGGCGGAGGAGGCGGCAUGGACGGAGACCUGUACCUUCCACCUGGGGGAAGCCAGGAGGGCUUGUCCCCUUGCCACCUGAAGAAAGCCAAGCUCAUGUUCUUCUACACUCGCUACCCCAGCUCCAACACACUCAAGACCUACUUCCCUGAUGUCAAGUUUAACCGCUGUGUGACCUCCCAGCUGAUUAAGUGGUUCAGCAACUUCAGAGAAUUCUUCUAUAUCCAAAUGGAGCGCUUUGCGCGUCAGGCUGUCCGCGAGGCUCUCACCCGGGAUGCUGCACCCCGUCUGGGGAGGGAUAACCAACUACGAAUGGGCCGGGACACAGAGCUCUACCGAAUACUGAACAUGCACUACAAUAAGAGUAAUGUUUACCAGGUCCCGGAAAGGUUCAUCGAGGUGGCCGAGGUGGCUCUGAGGGAGUUCUACUCUGCCAUUCAGACUGGGAGAGACAGCGACCCCUGUUGGAAAAAAGGGAUAUAUAAAAUCAUCUGUAAGCUGGACAGUCCUGUGCCUGAUGCCUUCAGACUGCCUGGUUGUCCUGUCGGCUGAUGUGGCCACAGUUUGUCCCCAUGCAAAACAUGAAAAUGCACAGUUGCAUGCACACACACCCGGUUACUGAGAGAACGUCAUUAUACAAACGCAUCCGCAAAUUGGACGGGUCUGUAUAGUUUCCGCCUGCUGGGCCCCCCUGUUGGGUGAGAAUUGGUAUGACAAAAGUCCCAGUGCAUGCACACACACACACACUCACACACACACACACACUGAAUAAUACAUUCAACACACCACACAGGUUUUCAUAAAGGCUUGCAUAGCAUUGGGAAAAGCAGUCACAUUUUCUCAACCUCUGAAAAAAAGAAUACAAGCCGAUACCAGGUUUGGUUAAACUCUGACACCAUGUGCAGGAGAAAAAACACUCAUGCACAGACAGGAAUGAACACACACACACACACACACACACACACACACACACACACACAUGGUCAAUGGCAGAUUAUGCUACAAUAUACUCAGUGCUCUGAUAAGGGCCUUGUGACAGCACUUAUCGAAGAACGUGACCAGACCAUGGAAUUAAAAUGGACAGAAUAGGAAUUCCCCCUCAAAAAAAAUUCCCCACCAGUUGUUUGACUAAUCAAGUGUAAUCGCAGAAGUUUUGAUAACACUGUCAUGAAAAUAAGCACUGCUGCAGUGGCAGAACCUGAAUGGAUAGAUAAGCCGUUAAAACAUUCAGCAUUCUUUUAAAAACGCCUGGCACUCUUUUUAAAAAUCUUGUCAUGGAAAUAUGCACAGGUGCAGUGACAUAUGCAGUGUGAGAUAUAAAACUUUUGUGUGUUACCAUGGGAAAGCUAUUAUUUCAGUUGCUAUUUGUCAUGAAAACAUCCUCUUCACAUUCCCUGGCAUUUGACUUGAAUGCACCCAUUUAGAUAAACAUGACACAUCGCAGGAUGCCCCUUUCUAUGCAUUCUGAUUCUAUGGACCCGGCGUUGAAUGUGCUGCUAGGAGCUGUUUACCAGGCAUGCGGCGGGCAUCGCACAGCACAUAAUUCAAAUAGCUUCAGGCAUGCUGGAAUCCAGGGCCUGCAUAUCAAGCUUCUCAAAUUAGGUUUAGGAUCUCUGGCCUCAUUUCGCCGAUCAUCUGUUGCUAGCAGAGAGGAAAAUCACCAGAGAGCCACAUUCCCACCUCUUGAGGACUGAAAACUGGGUUCUCAGGCUUUUGUGUU